Molecule: messenger RNA, 1420 nt
Organism: Thrips palmi
Lineage: Eukaryota; Metazoa; Arthropoda; Insecta; Thysanoptera; Thripidae
Product: polyprenol reductase
Exons: 6
Coding region: 344-1267 (307 amino acids)
Biological process (GO): dolichol-linked oligosaccharide biosynthetic process; polyprenol catabolic process
Cellular component (GO): endoplasmic reticulum
Molecular function (GO): 3-oxo-5-alpha-steroid 4-dehydrogenase activity
Source: RefSeq, a predicted model, not a curated record
GCGUCUUCCGCUGCCGUCUGCUCGUCGUCUGCUCUUCGCUUGCGUCGUCUGCUAGUUCCAACCAUAUCCUAAAAAUAAAGGAAACAGACAACGCCACUGUGACGCGUGGCGUCGCUAUUCCGAUCUCUGCGACACCGACGCGGAGAUGUUGGUAGUGCCCCAUUCAUCAUGGCGGGUUGGUUGGUAAACAUUGCGAGAGGUUAGGUUGCCCUAGUGUCGGCUGCACGGAAGGAGUUCACAGAGAGAAAGUUCAUGUGGCGUUGCAUUUAGAAAGUGCGAGGCACUGGGGAGGCUUGCCAGUUUGCACACUUUACUCAUAUUCUUGUCUUCCAAACUAAUCAAGAUGCGUUUUCACGUGCUGAAAUUUCAAUUUUAUGCAAUGACAGCAACGAUAGUUGUGUUUGGUGGCUUGUUGAAUACUAUUGAGAAAAGAUUACCAACAUUUAUUAGCCAGUCGUAUCGAUUUGGCAAGUUUUCAUAUGAGGGAAAGAAAUCAAAGCUAAAAACCAUUGAGGUUCCAAAACGAUGGUUUUCCCAUUUUUACGUCUUUGCUGCUGCAUAUUCAACUCUCUGUCUCCUCACUGCUAUUAAGGUCUACUUUUUUGAUGGGAAAGCUCCAUCACAAGCAAUACAAUUGCUCAAUAUACUGGCUACCACACAACGUUCUUUCACAGUAUCAUCCAUUGCUACAUUAAUAGCCCUAGUAUUGAUGACCGCUCAGUGCGUACGGCGAUUCUAUGAGACAUGGUUUGUCAGUGUCUUUUCGGACGCCAAAAUGAAUCUUUCUCACUACAUUGUGGGGUUUUCUCACUACUUUGGAGCCAUCUCUGCUAUAUUAGUUGAGGCCCCUGGGUUCACACCUCACACAGGUGUGAGUAGUCUUGUGCUGCGGCUUAAUUUUUCUGAGCUCCAUCUUUACCAUUUGAUUGCUGUAAUAAUCUUCAUGUGGGCAUUCAUUCACCAAUUUCGGGCCGCUUCUAUUUUAGCUGAUUUGCGUAGAGAUAAAUCGGGUCAGGUAGUCAGUCAGAAGUACAGAUUACCUGAGGGAGAUUUAUUCCAAUUUGUUUCAUCUCCUCAUAUGCUAUGUGAAGUCAUUAUUUACUUAUGCCUCAUGGUCAUCUUGUGGGGUAGCACUGUGUUCCCCGUUGUGACACUGUGGGUUGUGAGCAACCAGGUUGAGAAUGCAUUUCUUACACAUUGGUGGUAUCAAGAGAAAUUUAAAGAAUAUCCAAAGAUGAGAAAAGCAAUAAUUCCAUUUAUAUUAUGAUCUAUAUAAUAUAGUGGCAAUUCGGUAGUUGUUCCUUAGUUGAAACUGUCAUAUUUUUAUUAUGCUUAUUUUGUACUCUAUUUUUUUUCUGCUUUUUUACUUUUAUAAAUUAGCUAAUGUGAAAGUAAAAAAGGGUCAAAGCACUUUUAAAAA